Messenger RNA from Tupaia belangeri chinensis (Chinese tree shrew), 721 nucleotides. RefSeq lists its product as uncharacterized. The annotation marks the transcript as partial. Lineage: Eukaryota; Metazoa; Chordata; Mammalia; Scandentia; Tupaiidae. The record is from RefSeq and is a predicted model, not a curated record. The transcript is spliced from 5 exons.
CUCUUGUGAGAAUAAAGUCAAGAGAACUGACAACAGGAAAUGGACCUCCAGAACUCUGAAGGUUUUAGGAACAUCGGAAAAGGCCACGUCACCGCCUGGUGGUCCACUGCAUUUGGCUGAGGACAGCAGAUGCUGUGAAGCAGAGUCCGAAGAAAAAAGCUCUUGUGAGAAUAAAGUCAAGAGAUCUGGCAACAGGAAAUGGACCUCCAGAAUUCUGAAGGUUUUAGGAACAUCGGAAAAGGCCACGUCACCGCCUGGUGGUCCACUGCAAUUGGUUGAGGACAGCAGAUGCUGUGAAACAGAGUUGGAAGAAAAAAGUUGGAACUCCAGCUCUUGGGAAAAUGAAGGCAAGAGAAAUGAAAACUGGAAAAGGUCCUCCAAAGCCCCAACAGUUCUCGGAAUGUCGGAAAAGGCCAAGUCACCUCAUGGUCGUCCACUGCAAUUGCCUGAGGUCAAAAGAUUCUGUGAAACAGAUUCAGAAGAAAAAUGCACUUAUGAAAAUAAAUGUAAGAAAAAUGAAUACAAGAAACGGACCUCCAAAACGUCGAUGGAUUUAGGAACGACGGAAAAGGCCAAGUCACCACCUGGUGGUCCACUGCAAUUGACUGAAGUCAAAAGAUUCUGUGAAACAGAUUCAGAAGAAGAAAGCAGUUCCAGGAAAUCUAAUAUUGAUGAUUCAUGGCCUACCUCAGAUGACGACUUCAUAGGUCUCGAUACCAAG